UUGUUGGUUAGCAGGAGCGGGCCAGGUUGAACCCACCAGGCAUGGUAUAUGUGGCCAGCACCCUAACCACUGAGCUAAGCCUGAGUUCCUUUGUUAAACAGAUUAGAAUUCAUAGCAGAAAACCCCUCUCCAAUUCAUCCACUGCAAUGUUUCUUCCUUAGAUCUCAAUGAAAGGUUGAUCUUUCUAAUCUAGCUCCAGCUCAUCUGACUUAUAACUUAGCAGGCUCAGCUCACACAAACAUCUAACACCUUCCCCGAAAGUUCCUGUCACUUCUGUGGGAUGCAGUCCACAAAUCUGGCAUGGGCCCUCAUCAGGGUAGCCACUGUCUGCUGCCUCCUGAGCAGGCCCCCAUGCAGGUCCUGCAACUGAAGACGCUUAGCUGCUGAGGUGAAUGAGCAGCUGCCAUGCCUCAGCUCCCAGCUUCCCUUUUAGCCUGGAUCCUACUGGGGUACAAAAACCUUAACAAGCUUUGGCUUUUCUUAUCUUACCUCCCAAAGGUCAGACCCUGGUUAGUUCCUGGGAUGGAGACUGUAGUUCAUCCUGGCCCCUCCUCUGACUGAGAUGUCUACAUCUCCUUUCUCCUACUGGUCCCUGACUCCGGGUAAGGACUCUUAUCUGCACUCCAGCACUUCAUAAAGCUGAAGGCCAACGUUGCCACCCCCCGAGAGGGGCACUCCCUGCCUGUUCCUGGAGUAUUCUCAACACGAUGAUUUGCUCUUUGGACUCCGCAUUCUGCACACUGGCCAGGUGAACAUGGUCAUAAACCUUCCUUCUUGGGGAUCCUUGAGCAGCCUCUCCCGGAGGUAGACAACAGUGUCACCUGGUGACCUAAGUGGAAGAGCUGGGCCCGGAGCCUGCACUUUCUGUCCUCACACUGGCCUUUCCUUUCUGCCACUCACUGCUUAGCCUGGUUACUGGCUGCGGACGACGCGGCCCGGCCACGUACAACAAAGAUUUUCUGGAAGACGCUCCUGCAAAGCAAGUCUCCGAGCAGGCCAAAUGGGGGCUUGCUUACGGAAAAGGUUCGCUUACGCAAGAAGCGCUGCCUUGUUCCACGUUAGGCGCAGACUGGGAGACAGUAGGCUGCCGACUUGGGAUGGGCGCCAGGACGGGGGCUUGUGGGAGGCCCUCCCGGCAAGGCGUCCCCGGCUCCGCCCCAGCACAUCGGCGCGGCAGGCUACGAAGGACUUGCGGCGUCAGAGCUGCGAGAGCAGUGGGAGCUCAGACUGAUUUGUCAUCUUCACACAGGGAAGGGAGGGCCUCUGGAUCAAACAGAGGAAACUGCCAAUUCAACUUCCACCGACCCCCAAACUUCACUUCCGUUUCCGUAUACGUCACUUCCGCGGUAUUGAGCUAGCUACUUAAGCCUUUCAGAGACCCGGAAACGAGGCGUGAUGCGGCACGUGCAGAGCAAUGCGCUCCCCUGGGAAUUCUGGGAAAUGUCGUUUUCCUGCCCCUAUAAGUGCCGAGGCGGGGCUCCCCGGGGACUGGGGCGGAAAGGGCGGUUCCUGAGCCGUUCGAGUACGCGGUGUUGCGCAGACGCGGAAUCGGAUGCGGUGAAGACGCUACGGGGCUACUAUGGUCGGGGACCGGUUUGCAGGCGGACCGGAAGUGCCCGGCUCCGCGGCGGAAUGCGCUGUGUUCCAGCUCCCCUGAGCGCCUGGGGCCGCCACCCGCAGAACAUGUACCUGGCGCGUCUGACUUCUCAGCUUCUUAAGGCUGUCCCCUGGGCAGGCUGCAGUCGGCCCUGGCCUCUCUCAGGAAUGUUGGGCAAUCAUGCCCACAGGCCCCAGUACAGCACGAAGCCAACAGGCCCAAGGAGAGCUGCCUCCCUCCCUGGUAAGGGGGCCCAGCUGGAGCUUGAGGAGAUGCUAGUCCCCAGGAAGAUGUCCAUUAGCCCAGUGGAGAGCUGGUUCUCUGCCCGGCAUCUCAUGCCUAGACUGGAUGCUGGGGCCCUUGGGGCUGUGGCUGCAGUGAAGUUUUAUGAAUGUCCACCUAGCCAGGUGGGAGAAGGGGCCAAACAGAAGGGUGAGGGGGUCUGGGGUGCACCUUGCAUGCAGUGCAAAAAUGUGCUAAAGAUCCGCCGGCGGAAGAUGAACCACCACAAGUACCGAAAAUUGGUCAAGAGGACACGAUUUCUGCGACGGAAGGUCCGGGAAGGACGAUUGAAACGGAAGCAAAUCAAGUUUGAAAGAGACUUGAAGCGCAUCUGGCUGAAGGCAGGCCUGAAGGAAGCUCCCAAAGGCUGGCAGACCCCCAAGAUUUAUCUGAAGGGCAAAUGAGUCUGGUUUCCCAGUCCCCUGCCCCUGUUGUUGCCGGUGACCUGUUGUAAUAAAUGUGUAGAGGACUCAACUGUC
This is a messenger RNA of Otolemur garnettii (small-eared galago), 2358 nucleotides long. RefSeq names its product aurora kinase A interacting protein 1 (gene AURKAIP1). NCBI's taxonomy places the organism in Eukaryota, Metazoa, Chordata, Mammalia, Primates, Galagidae. The record is from RefSeq and is a predicted model, not a curated record. Bases 1396 to 2283 code for a protein of 295 amino acids. The transcript has 4 exons. Gene Ontology annotation, cellular component: mitochondrion. Gene Ontology annotation, biological process: mRNA processing.